Messenger RNA from Pocillopora meandrina, 7675 nucleotides. The record is from the annotation of a GenBank genome assembly. NCBI's taxonomy places the organism in Eukaryota, Metazoa, Cnidaria, Anthozoa, Scleractinia, Pocilloporidae.
AUGUCUGUUUCGUGGUCGGAACCUAUGUGGAACCAAUUUAAUGCAUACCAAAAGACUGGUACCGGAAUACCUGCUCCACCAACGACUCACAGCACUCCUCAAACUUUACCAGCACCGCAACUCAGAGGACAAGGAAGACCAGUAGCUGAACCAGUAUCACUGCCUCGACGAUAUUCUGUGUGCCCUAUGCCUACAUGCAGCUUUCCAUCUAUUUGCGUUAAAGUAGCAGUUUAUGCGACUUGUGUUCCUCCUCCUAAUCCAUCAGCAUCCACCAACAAUUCAUGUUCCACACCUGGCCCAUGCCUAACAACAGUUACCAAGACAGCGACUGACACAAAAACUUUAGUAUCAACCAGCACUCAAACAGAGACAAGUACAGCGAUUGCUACCAUAACUAACACGAAGACAACAACAAAUACAGCACUGACCACACAGACUCACACACAGACAGAUGUUGUCACCGCAACUUCAACCUUGACCACUACAAAUACACAAGUAGCCACCAGCACCCAUCACACCACAGAAACAAGCACAGCUGUAACAACAAGUCACCUGCCAGUAACCAGCACGAAGACUCUGACAGCUACAAGUACAAGGAUAGUAAACACUACUGACACUCAUACUCUAACUACUACAGAUGUGAUAAGAACAACAGCAACAAGUACAAACAUUGUGACGAGAACUGCAAACAAAACUAACACACACACCUUGACAACAACUAAAACAGACACAGUGACUAGCACAGGAAUUACAACAAGCACUUUACUUACCACAGCCACUGCAACAAACACAGUUAAUACCACUCAUCUUGCGACAGAAACGUUAACUGAAACUCUUACCACAGUAGCAACCCAAACUUCAACUUCAACGUAUAAUGCAACAAAUGUUAUUACUGCUACAACAACAUCUACAGCCACAGCCACCAGUACUGCUGUUUUGACGGCAACAAGCACUGCUAAGACAACGGAAACACUGACGGCAACCAGUACAGCAGUUUUGACCCACACUUUGACCAAUACUCACAACCAAACUUUAACACAAACUAAAACACUUACGGCAACCUCCACGAGUGUGGUGACCACUUGUAGCGCUAGUUGCUUAACUGUGGGUAAGUGUACGUUUUUCCGAGACGGAGUGGUGGAGAGGUUAAUACAGAUUGGCCAUGGUUUGAUAUUUUCUCUUAAGAAAAGAAUGGCGAGGACACCUACGGAUUUCGCUGUAGAGCUUUUAAUUUUUGCUCAGAUAAUUUUAGCUGUAUGUAAUACAAUUUACUCUUUCUGGGUAUUUUUGGUCCUUACCAUUUUUCCCCUCGAAGAGCUCGCGUCAUAUCGGCCACAAGCUCCAGCCAUGUAAUAUGAAUACAACAGUCAAACGUCUGCGCAUGCGAACGUUGUCACUACUAGGUGGCGUGCUUUCAGGCUGCCAGUACCAAAUUUAUCUCACACGAGUUACAAAAACCACACAAGCUAGAAAGUCACGGUUUUAGAACUGCAAGAACUUUAUUGAUGUAGUCCAAAACGGUAAGGUGAAUCAGCAGGAUUGAAUGAGCUUUGUGUUCAAAAAGUUACAGCAGUUUUGACACAAACGAGUUUCCUUUUCCCUAAUUUAUUUUCCUUUUAACAAAUUUCUAUAAAAGUCUUUUUGGCUCACAAGGCGAAACAGCAGUUAUUUAAUAGUACUGUUUUUUUCCUACUGUUUUCCUUUGCAAUAAUUCGCCGGAAACUGGUGCGUUUCCGGCUGUAAGGAUCCCCUUGCGCAUGCUCGACGUUGGGCCGCUGUGUUUAUAAUGCGUCACGAUAGGAUCAGAAUUUGACACUGUAGAGAUAUUGCUUUCUGAGAACCUCACGUUGGAAUUUUUUUUCUCCUGCCUUGAAGCCAAAGAGGCAUUUUCUUUCCGGUUCGUACUUUUUUUUUAUAAGUGGUACUUGAGCAAAAAACUUUUCCUUUUUUCAUUUGCAGUACCUACUACCACUCCUUUGCCACCUACACCACCUACACCAAAACCACCAGGUAAGCUCAAUGCUUAAGUACGAGGAAAAGGAAUGUUAGUUAGUUGGCCAAAUUUUUUUUGAUUCUGAACGAAUUGGUGGGAAACCUCAGACUUGGAAGGUUUAUUCACGUUUAUUCCUGUUUUAUUUGUCUACAGUUUGCGAACAAGCGCUGGAUAUCGGUGUAAUCAUUGAUGCUUCUGAGAGUGUCAAACUACCUAAUUACAAGCUCUGUCUACAGUUUGUAGCUAACUUGACAGAACACUUUAAAGUGUCAAAGAAGGGAACUCAUUUUGGAAGUAUAGUUUACAGCAGUGAUGCUGAACUGCAAUUCAGCUUUAAAGACAUUCAAUAUCACGACGCCGAAAGUCUAAAGAAAAAGAUAAAGAGUUUUCCUUACUUGAGAGAGGGAACAAGAACCGAUAUAGCACUCGAACUUGCCAACACCCUUCUGUUUUCUGUGCAAGGAGGGGAUCGGUUUGACAAGCCUGAUGUCCUCAUUGUUAUCACAGAUGGGUUAACGGAUCCUGAAAGGAGUAAACCAUACCCAGUGGUCUUAAAACCUCUUGAGGUAAGUAUUGGUUCAUUUAAAGCAUUGUAGUACGACGUAUCUGCUACGUGGAAGCACACUGAAGUGUGAGGGCUCAGUUCUUGAUCGUAAGAGGAGGGGCCCCCAUUUUGUAUUCUUGAACCACUAAGGAAAAAAACUUGACUUCGAACGCAGAGUUGGCCGAUAGGCACUGAGUAAAAGGGAGUUGUUACGUUACCUCUACCCUUUGUUAUCAAAUAUAGUGCUGAUUAAUGAUGUGGAACAAAGUACGAAAGAAAAAGGGGAAUACUUCCGUUUAUGAUUGUAUUAGCUGUAAUUCAACAGUUGUGUAUAAUCUAAACAAGGGCAAGGUACCCAUUACAUGGUCAUGCUGGUACUUCUCUUUCGAGCGUCCAAGUCUGUUGACAUUGACAUAUCCAUCACAUAACGUUUAAUUACCCUUUGUACAAUUGAUAUGUUUCUUUCUACUUCUUGUUAACCACUGUCCCCAUGCAGUUCAUUUUUACCACACGCCUGGCCCUUUUUUUUUUAGUGGUGUAAAUUCCCUUUCGCUUGCAUAAGAUCACAAUGAAAAAAAAUUUUGUAACUAUUUGUCACCCAAAUAGUGUGUUUACUUAGUGUUCUCCUCAGCAAGGGCAAAUGUUUAAUCUAGGCCAAAUUUGUCAAAAUGCUCAUGCAAAAUUUAAGAAAUUCAGCUUAUCAAAGCCAACUUGAUCAAUACGAUAUUUCUUGUCGCAUCUGUGGAAUAGGCACCUUUUACUAGUUCGUAGUGUGAGUAACGGACCGAGUUAUUUACCCAUUUGAUGUCAGCGCUGAGCGCGAGCGGGAGGACAAAAAGAGAUUCUGAGUUAAAACUGCCUCAGGUAUUUGUUGGGACGUGCUGGUAAAUCUGGCUACCGAAAUUAUCAUGAAGUCGUAUUUAAAACUAAGAUAAAAUAGUUACUCAAAGUUUCAACAUACAAAUUGAAUGAUAAUCCAAAUUGUUCGUAUUCUUUUGGUAUUUUCGUUCAUCAAGGACAAAUUGGAAGCCAUGUAUCUCCAGCCAGAACUCCAUAAAUUUGUUCUUUGGCAUUUCUUGAAAUUGCUGAAAAGUAAAGAAUCACCUACCAGGGUUGGAUACACUGCAUGUUUCUUGAUAUGUAAUAAUAUUCUCUCACUGAAGGGAAGAAAACCAGCAUUGCGUCGCUUCAUAGGAUUGGGAGUUACAAAGAUUACCCUCUCUAUUUCAAUGUUUUAUUAUUCAAUCAUAAAGUAUCUUAAGGACAUGUUCAAUUUCUGAUCAUGUGACAGGAUAAGAAGGUUGUGGUGAUUGCAGUUGGAGUUGGAAAGGAAGUAAAUAAACCCGAGUUGACGUCUAUAGCUAUGGGUGAUGUUAAUCACGUUUUUAUGGUCGAUCAAUACACAGAUCUGGUCAAAAUCAUAAAUGCUCUUCUCGACAAAUCGUGCUCUGGUAAGUUUUUUCGGUUAAAAAGAAAAGAACCCAUAGAUCUUUUAAGAAUUUAAGAUCACAUAAGGUUAAAACAACCACACAAUGUAUGUUUAAUUCUUCACGAAACUAGAAUCUUGCCGAAAUAUUUAUACCGGGUCGAAACAGCUCUAAAAGCUACUUUGGCUAGAUUCCACACAAUCUUGCAUAACUCGAGAGAAUCCCGUGGAAUCAACGUUGGCAUCUAAUUUGUGGAUAUUUAUUUCUUAAAAAUCAGUGAUGAUAGAAAGAACUGGUAAACAGAGACAUGCCUUGAAAAAAACUGAGAACUGUUGAUCAUAUUCUUGCAGUCUUCGCCUGCUAUAUUAUCAAAGAUUUUUUUGGAAAUUGUCAUUGGGAAAGACCAUAUCAUUUUCUUCCUCUUCUUUUCAAGUCUACUUCAUGUUUAAUGAGAGGGUGAAGUAAUUUUUAUUUGACCCACAGCUGCGACACAACCGAAAAUGGUACCGUCAAAGGCUGUUGCACUUGUCAAGAAUCAAGAACACUAUGAUGGUAGGCAUGCCGACUGUAGUAAAGGUCUUGUUUCACACUAAUUCUAAAUAACCGGGUUCGCAUGCUUUUGUUCAAAGCAAAGCAAUCAUCUAGGAGAAAAACCAAAAGGAACCAUAAUCUUGUUAGUGUUUGAUUUUGCAUGUCUCACAUCAAUGUUUAACUCUUGCUCUGAAUAGCCGGUUUUUUCCUCUGUCAGCUGAAGAAGUUCAGAAUUGAACGAGAUAUGUUGGUUAGCUAUCCACCGAUCAGUUAAGAAUGUACUUUCCGUCUCUUUCCAUUUUUAGGUGAGUGUCCUGUGCAAUUCAUCAAAAAAGGCUGUUUCAACGCAAUAAAAAGUCAAAAGCCUUUGCCGAGAUUGAUGUUCACAGACCUCGACGCCAGAGACUCUAAAUUCAGUGGUGUUCCAAUAGACUGGGGAAGCUGGAACAGUUAUCUGCAGAACGUGGUUUGCCGAUGUGCUCAGGUUUCAAAAGCAGAAGGAUUCUAUUACUUCGGGGUUAGAAAUUUUGGUAGGUUUAAGUCCAAAAAGACUCUUUUUAGUAUCCUCGGCCUUUGUUUUCAUCAAGGAAAUCUCUAUUCGAGUAACUGCCCUGAACAAGACUCUAGGAAAGAACAUUAUUAUAGACGGGAAUGAAUUAUCAGGGCAGGAAAAAUAUCGAAGAAACAAAGAACGUUGAGCAGCCGCGAAUGAAGAGUAAAAAGGACGAACGAUCGUAAUAUGGAACGGCGCACAGAUGUGAUAUGAAACGAACAAAGGGUGAACGAACAGUGACAGAUUUGUUGCAAUGUAAUAUGGGACGGCGCACAGAUGUGAUAUGAAACGAACAAAGGGUGAACAAACAGUGAGAGAUUUGUUGCAAUGCUAGAUACUGGACUGAGAAAAAUUGCUCGAGGGCGACCAAAAUACUGUCCAUAUAUGAAUGAUCUUACAGUCCUUACAGUUAAUCCUUUGCACCUUGGAAUACAGCCAUGAAAAAGUGUUUUAAUAGCAGUGGCUGGCUAUUAGACCUACCUGUAUCCUUUUUGUUUAAUUUCCUCAACAAAGUCGCUGCGUAUACAGCUUUUCCGUGGUAAUUAGAGGACUCAGUUCUUUUAGUUUCAAAAAGCCCGGCCUGUCGAAAAUAAACUUUAACUCUACAACACUUUAUUCAAUUUGAAAUUUCCUUUUAUGUGACUGGCUUCAUGUUGAGUCCUUAUCAAGGUAUUGUAUGUUUAGCCUUUCUAUUUUGUAACGUAAAGUACGUUUCCCAACCUUAGUCUACCAAUGGAAAGUCACUUUUAAAGCUAAACUGGCCAACCGUGAAUUCUUAGAAUUAAUCCUCAACUUAAUUUCUACAAAUUUUUCAUUCUGACUGAAAGUUUACGAGAGAAUUCUUUUGAUACCCAGGUGAAUGUUGGUCUGGAGAAAAUUUAGACAUAACGCAUAGUAAAGACGAUUCGUCUGAAUUCUGCAUCUCGAAGGAAUUCGCUGAGUGUGAUACGAACGACAGGAAUGUUUGCGGCGGAAACGCGACUACCACAUAUAUUUACAGGAUGCCUAAAGAAAGUGAGGCCAAGCAAGGUAAAUGUGCAACACAUCGCAUUUUUACGACAAACAUUAAAGAUAUUCUGUUUCUUGAACUGAGUUACCCCUGAGAUCUAAGCAAAGUAAACAAUAUGUAAUGCUUGAUUCUGAGCCAAUUGGAAAUUGGAGUGGUAAACAAGAGCUGAACAACGAUGUGAGACAAAGGUAAAAUGGGUGAUUUUAGACGCCAUCGGGUAGAUUUGAUUGCGAAGGAGUUGGGCAGCUAUUGAUACGAACACACUCGACAAUGUUUUCUACUAAUACCGGCAGUUUAGCCUUUCAACUUAGUUUUCGGGUCACAUUCACUAAAACUUGAAUUUCCUGAGAAAAGUCUCGGAAAUGGCUAAUUAGGGUGUAUGCCAAUUUAUUUGAUGGCCUGAAGCAUUAAUUUGGGGACAUUUCACCCCAAUAGUAGACUAAAAACAAAAGCCUGAAUGCAAUAGGUUGCUCCAAUUGUGCACAGAUAAAUUUCUUUUAGAUUCGAGCAGAUCCUAAGGUAUUCCAUAGAUCCUUUCCACAUUUUUUAUAAAAUUUCGAAAAGCGAAUUCUAAAGAAUUAAAUCUCAUGUUCUCAGGGAAACGUUGCUUCACAAAGUUCAAGAAUGUCGGCUGUUUUGCUGACAUGCAGACCUCUUCCAGGCCUAUACCAGAGCUUAUUUUUACUGACUUGGAUGAGAGCUCAGCCAAAUACAGCGGCCAUAAAGCGCAACUAGGAGAACUCGACACUUACUUGAGUGACCUACUUUGUCGGUGUGCUGAACUUACUCAGGAGCUUGGGUACGAAUACUUUGGAUUGCAAAAUCACGGUGAGACAAACAACAUUAAUGUGCACUCAGUUGCAAGCUUAAGUGUUUAUUCAAAAUAUUUUAUAAUCAAUCAAAUGAAACAUAUAACCGGUGGCUUUUUGACGUAUUUAUUGUAUUGUUUAAAUACUUUUUAGGCGAGUGUUACUCGGGACCAAGUGUUCAGCAUACCUACAGCAAGGAUGGUUCAUCAAAAAAAUGCAUCACAAGAAAUUUCAAACAAUGCCCAGCAGGAAAAAAGUACGAAAAUCGAGACAGCCAGGACUACUGCGUGGGCGCGCAAGGCGCUAAUUAUGUUUAUCGUGUCUAGGUCAGAUAUCUCGGACUACCUAACUGGCAACUUUGAAGAAGACACAGUUAAGUUAUUUCAGUCGACUGAUCCAGAAUUUGACGAAGAUUACGAUCCUCUUGUUGUUCGUUAAGGCGCAAAAUUGAAUUUCUUGAUCUCAUGGAUUUACUAUGGUUACUUCUUUUAAAUCAGAAACCCUUCAUCUUAUUCUAAAAAACGAACAGCUGCUCGUUUCAGUUAUGAUGAAGAGAGUUACUUCUGUAAAUUAUUAUCCGACCUGACUAGAAUAAUAUAAGGUGAAGUAAUGCUACGAUGAGUAUUAUCCAUCAGUACAUAUCUAAGGUUGUUUUAUGAAUUUCAACAGGAAAUCAUGCACGCUCAUUGUCAUGAAAAACAUAGGUCAGUGUUGCUGCCUGUGCGGCUGGAGUAACUGCAUACUCGAGAUCGAAGGUGUUCAGUUCAGUUACCAAGUGAAUUAGCCGUAAAUAGUAAGGCGAGAAGGGC